Messenger RNA from Wallemia ichthyophaga EXF-994, 1038 nucleotides. RefSeq lists its product as uncharacterized. The transcript is spliced from 5 exons. Lineage: Eukaryota; Fungi; Basidiomycota; Wallemiomycetes; Wallemiales; Wallemiaceae. The record is from RefSeq and is a predicted model, not a curated record. Gene Ontology annotation, cellular component: mitochondrial matrix; mitochondrion. Gene Ontology annotation, biological process: mitochondrial tryptophanyl-tRNA aminoacylation. Gene Ontology annotation, molecular function: tryptophan-tRNA ligase activity; ATP binding. The coding region runs from base 1 to 1038 and encodes 345 amino acids.
AUGUCUGCUCGAAUACCCAAGACUAUUUUCUCAGGAAUCCAGCCUACGGGAAUACCCCAUCUGGGUAACUACCUCGGUGCGCUCAAGAACUGGAAGAAGCUUCAGGAUAGCGAGGCAAGGGAUACGCGGCUGAUUUACUCAAUAGUCGGCUAUCACGCUAUCACACUCCCACAGCAGCCAGGCAUAUUGCGGCAAGAGAGGCGCGAAAUGAUGGCUGCAUUGCUCGCUAUCGGCUUGGAUCCUCACCGGUCAAUCAUCUUCCAUCAAGACCAAGUCGCGCAACACACAGAGCUCGCCUGGAUUCUCAAUUCGUUCACUCCGGUGAAUAAAUUGCAGCGGAUGACGACGUGGAAGUCUAAAAUUGCAACGCUGAAGAACUCUAAUGAUGUCAGUGAGAUUGACGACAGUACACUCAAUCUUGGUCUGCUAUCCUAUCCAGUGUUGCAGGCGGCCGAUAUAAUGUUGUACAAAGCUACACAUGUACCUGUCGGAGAAGACCAGCAACAACAUCUUGAAUUGACGCGCGAUUUGGCUGAACAUUUUAACAGGAUCUUUAAAUGUCGCAAGUUUUUCCCUUUACCAACUCACCUGAUCACUCCCGCUUCUCGCAUUCUGAACCUCCGAGAUCCACUGUCUAAGAUGUCUAAAUCUCAUCCACUGCCCACUUCCCGCAUAAUGAUAACAGAUUCGGAUAGAGAAAUAGCUUCUAAAAUCAAGUCUGCAGUGACUGAUUCAGACAGUGGAAUCAAUUUCGAUGCGUUGAACAGACCAGGUGUGAGUAAUUUGCUCACUAUCUUGGCAGAUUGCGAAGAAUCCACGCCUGAGAAAGUAUCAAUCGGUUUAGAAAACUCAUCGCAACUGAAAGAGGCAGUGGCUGAGGCGCUUGUUCAAUCACUCUCACCUAUACGAGGUGCCUUCCAUCGUCUGUCAAAUGAGCAUCACUAUUUAGAUGAACUGGCCAAAAAAGGUCAGAAGCAGGCUGCCUAUAUUGCCAGCGACACCAUGAACCACGUUAAAAAGCACGUAGGAUUGGAUUAA